GCACAGCAAAAGACAUACACAAAUUAGGUAGGGGUCAUUGGCGCACCCUAUUUCACCGGGCCCGGUUCGGUAACAUAGUCCAUCCUUUUCCAUGGGACAGUGCUGGGCUAGGUUAUGCGGACAAGGCAACGAGGAGCAUACAAGUGGUUCGGGAGAGCUUGGAGGUGGAAAUGUCCACCUCGUGACUACCAUAGAGGACUGGGACGAAAAGAUUUCUGAGUCUAACAAAGAUGACAAGAUAGUGAUUGUAAAUUUCAGUGCAUCGUGGUGCAACCAUUCUAGAAAAGCAGCACCAAUUUAUCGCCAACUUGCUGAUAAGCACACCUCGUUCAUGUUCAUAACCGUGGACAUUGAUGAGCUAGGGGAGUUUAGCUCAUCAUGGGAUAUAAAAGCCACUCCCACUUUCUUCUUCCUCAAAGAUGGAAGACAACUGGACGACUCACUGGUUGGUGAUGAAGAGAAAGAGCUUCAAAAGAAGUUAAAAGCAGUUGCGGCAGAGCACAAAGAUUGAUUGGUUGAGAUUUGAG
Ipomoea nil (Japanese morning glory) is the source of this 527-nucleotide messenger RNA. Its product is annotated as thioredoxin H4-1-like. The coding region runs from base 92 to 511 and encodes 139 amino acids. NCBI's taxonomy places the organism in Eukaryota, Viridiplantae, Streptophyta, Magnoliopsida, Solanales, Convolvulaceae. The record is from RefSeq and is a predicted model, not a curated record. The transcript has 5 exons.